This is a messenger RNA of Knipowitschia caucasica, 2463 nucleotides long. NCBI's taxonomy places the organism in Eukaryota, Metazoa, Chordata, Actinopteri, Gobiiformes, Gobiidae. The record is from the annotation of a GenBank genome assembly.
AUGUUCUCUGGAGCAGUCACAUGUUCACCAGUGAAGCGCAGACUGAGGAGUGACUUCUUCCACAGUCCUGACCUGUACCUGUGCUUCAGUCCUGACCUGUACCUGUUCUUCAGUCCUGACUCCUUGUACCUGUGCUUCAGUCCUGACUCCUUGUACCUGUGCUUCAGUCCUGACUCCUUGUCUCUGUGCUUCAGUCCUGACCUGUCCCUGUGCUUCAGUCCUGACCUGUACCUGUGCUUCAGUCCUGACUCCUUGUCCCUGUGCUUCAGUCUUGACCUGUCCCUGUGCUUCAGUCCUGACCUGUCCCUGUGCUUCAGUCCUGACCUGUCCCUGUGCUUCAGUCCUGACCUGUACCUGUGCUUCAGUUCUGACCUGUACCUGUGCUUCAGUCUUGACCUGUCCCUGUGCUUCAGUCCUGACCUGUCCCUGUGCUUCAGUCCUGACCUGUCCCUGUGCUUCAGUCCUGACCUGUACCUGUGCUUCAGUCUUGACCUGUCCCUGUGCUUCAGUCCUGACCUGUACCUGUGCUUCAGUCCUGACCUGUACCUGUGCUUCAGUCUUGACCUGUACCUGUGCUUCAGUCCAGACCUGUCCCUGUGCUUCAGUCCUGACCUGUACCUGUGCUUCAGUCCUGACCUGUACCUGUGCUUCAGUCCUGACCUGUACCUAUGCUUCAGUCCAGACCUGUACCUGUGCUUCAGUCCUGACCUGUCCCUGUGCUUCAGUCCUGACCUGUACCUGUGCUUCAGUCUUGACCUGUCCCUGUGCUUCAGUCCUGACCUGUACCUGUGCUUCAGUCCUGACCUGUACCUGUGCUUCAGUCCUGACCUGUACCUGUGCUUCAGUCUUGACCUGUCCCUGUGCUUCAGUCCUGACCUGUACCUGUGCUUCAGUCCAGACCUGUACCUGUGCUUCAGUCCUGACCUGUCCCUGUGCUUCAGUCCUGACCUGUCCCUGUGCUUCAGUCCUGACCUGUCCCUGUGCUUCAGUCCUGACCUGUACCUGUGCUUCAGUCCUGACCUGUCCCUGUGCUUCAGUCCUGACCUGUACCUGUGCUUCAGUCCUGACCUGUACCUGUGCUUCAGUCCUGACCUGUACCUGUGCUUCAGUCCUGACCUGUACCUGUGCUUCAGUCCAGACCUGUCCCUGUGCUUCAGUCCUGACCUGUCCCUGUGCUUCAGUCCUGACCUGUACCUAUGCUUCAGUCCAGACCUGUACCUGUGCUUCAGUCCUGACCUGUACCUGUGCUUCAGUCCUGACCUGUCCCUGUGCUUCAGUCUUGACCUGUCCCUGUGCUUCAGUCCUGACCUGUACCUGUGCUUCAGUCCUGACCUGUACCUGUGCUUCAGUCCUGACCUGUACCUGUGCUUCAGUCCUGACCUGUCCCUGUGCUUCAGUCCUGACCUGUACCUGUGCUUCAGUCUUGACCUGUCCCUGUGCUUCAGUCCUGACCUGUACCUGUGCUUCAGUCCUGACCUGUACCUGUGCUUCAGUCCUGACCUGUCCCUGUGCUUCAGUCCUGACCUGUACCUGUGCUUCAGUCCUGACCUGUCCCUGUGCUUCAGUCCUGACCUGUACCUGUGCUUCAGUCCUGACCUGUACCUGUGCUUCAGUCCUGACCUGUACCUGUGCUUCAGUCCUGACCUGUACCUGUGCUUCAGUCCUGACCUGUACCUAUGCUUCAGUCCAGACCUGUCCCUGUGCUUCAGUCCUGACCUGUACCUGUGCUUCAGUCCUGACCUGUACCUAUGCUUCAGUCCAGACCAGUCGGUGCUGUCUCCUGACUCGUCGUACCUGCUGAACAGCCCGGACAGCGCCCCCUGCUGGUGCCGGCGCUCCCCGCGGCUGCUCACCAACGGUUACUACAACCUGAGCCAGGGCAGCUUCAGCGUAGACCAGAGCGGACACGUGUCUCUGCAGGAAGCUCCGCCCAGAGUGAGCUACAGGGAGAGCUCUGUGCGUGUGUUCCGGCGGCGGCGGCGCUCUCUGGUCUCUCUACUCCACGACGUCAAAGACAACUGUCAGUCCUGGCUCUUCACCGGAGUCUUCAGGACCCAAAGUUCAGACCCAGGUCCAGGUCCAGGGCCGGAUCUGGACCUGAGCCCUGAGACCACCCACAGACCAUCCUGGGACCUAGACCUGGACUGCAGCCGAGACCAGGACCCACUGUGGACCAGACUCAACAGCACCGAGCUGGACGAGAGACUCGACUUUGUCUACGACCCCACUGAAGUCCCGCCUCCUCUGGACAAACAGCCCCUGAUCCAGGAAGAGCCUGCCCCCGACACCUGUCAGUCACAGGAAACUUUCGGCCAAUCAGUGGGCGGCUUGUCGGAAGUCCCGCCCACUGUGUUCUCCCAGAGCUGCUGCUGCCAGAGCUCAGAACAGAGAGGUCUGACAGGGAGGGGCCUGCUCCUCUUCAUCUUCACAGUCUUCAUCAUGGCGGCUCUGUUGUCACGGUAA